Fopius arisanus is the source of this 1453-nucleotide messenger RNA. It is a transcript of the gene Seipin, whose product is annotated as lipid droplet biogenesis associated protein seipin. The record is from RefSeq and is a predicted model, not a curated record. The transcript has 5 exons. Gene Ontology annotation, biological process: lipid storage; lipid droplet organization. Bases 196 to 1182 code for a protein of 328 amino acids. Gene Ontology annotation, cellular component: endoplasmic reticulum membrane. Lineage: Eukaryota; Metazoa; Arthropoda; Insecta; Hymenoptera; Braconidae.
UCUGAUUUGGCGUAUUUUCGUAAGAAGAGUUACUAAUCACUGCUAAAAAGGAUAAGAAAAUUAUUACGAUAUAUUUGCAGUUUUAUCAAUUUUAGAUUUCAUAAAAAUAGGUGAAAUUUCGGGAUUAAAUGUUUAUCAUUCAGUCUCGUGAUUCAAUGCUACGAAAUAAGUGAGACUUGUAAAUUAGUGGAUAUCAUGAUAUUUUCACGGUUAAUCCGACAUUUGAGUGACAAAUGGUUCAACUUUCAAAAACAAACGUCAGAAAGUGUGCAACUUACUCAAAUUGCACUUUUUCGCGGUGGUGUUAUAUUUAUUACUUCAGUCGUUGUAGUCUGGAUAUCGAUAUUCUUGUAUACAGCUUUCUACUAUGCAUACAUGCCAAGUAUGCUACAUAUGCGACCAGUACAUUUAGAAUUCGAAUCAUGUGAAAGAAGCAAAGGAAUAUGUAGUUAUCCAUCAGCAAAGGUACAAUUGACCAAAAAACAACAACUGCUGAUGAUUGGUCAACCGUAUAAAGUCAAUUUACAUCUUGAGUUACCUGAGUCUCCAGCUAAUAAAGAGCUCGGUAUGUUUAUGGUGUGUGCAAAAUUAUUGGCACGCGAUGGUUGGGCAGUUGACAGAUCCUGCAGGCCAACGAUGCUGCAUUAUCGCAGUACAUUGCUUCAUGCAUUAACGACAUUCACAUUUUCACCAAUGUUGAUAUUCGGUAACCGCGAAGAGAAGCAAAAUAUUGUUCUAGAGUUAUUUGGAAAUUUUGAAGAGGAUCAGAGCCACCCCGUGACUUCUGUUUUCGUUCAAAUUCAAUCGCUGCAGAUUGAAUUUUACUCAGCUUCAAUUGUAAUCAAUGCCCACUUAUCUGGUCUACGUUACUUGAUGUUUCAUUGGCCUAUCCUAUCAGCCAUUAUAGGAAUCAGUACAAAUUUAUUUUUCAUAGCACUUGUGUGCAUACUAUCGUAUCUACGUUUCGCUUAUGAGGACGAUGCGCCAAAUGAACAGUUCAGAUACGAGAGAAGAGAUAUUGACGAGAUUCCCCGGAAAAAUAAUGCUGAUGAAUCAUCAGAAAGUUCGUCGAUUGAAGAUGCAUCGAUGCUAGAAGAAAUCGGGGAAUCACACCGAGGGUCUCUAGAAUUAGCCCCGAUGUUACAACAUCGAAAUGACAUAGACGCAACUGAUUUGGAAUAACGAAUAUAUUUUACUGACAUUCCUUCACUUCAAUAGGUCAUUAAUUUUGUAAAGUAAUAUAUUAUUUGCAAUUUUGAUAGAUUAAUUGUUUCGCAAUUUUCUCUACGUUCAAGAGGAUUAUUCAGACUUUUAUUCAAAUAUAUGACACCCUCACAACUUCACCAACUUGAAGUUCCGAGUGCCAUUGAUUAUCAUUACAAGUGAUAACUUUGAAAUUUCCAAAGAGUGAUUGAAGAGCAGAAUCGACAUGAAUAACAAUCAGUAAAUUGGG